This is a messenger RNA of Hyaloscypha bicolor E, 951 nucleotides long. RefSeq lists its product as uncharacterized. The transcript has 3 exons. Gene Ontology annotation, cellular component: nucleus. The coding region runs from base 1 to 951 and encodes 316 amino acids. Gene Ontology annotation, molecular function: histone H4K20 methyltransferase activity; protein binding. NCBI's taxonomy places the organism in Eukaryota, Fungi, Ascomycota, Leotiomycetes, Helotiales, Hyaloscyphaceae. The record is from RefSeq and is a predicted model, not a curated record.
AUGUCAAGCCAACAAAAUGGAGGGGCCGUGGAGCAAAAGCCCCUACUUGCUGGAGCAUUAGUCUUAUCCACAACUCUGCCCAUUGCCUGUCAAAAUAAAGCCGAAGUUGCUCCUCGCUUGCGUGCAUAUCGCAUUACGCCCACUCAGCUUCGUGACUUUGACGAUAUUGCAACGGAUUUGCUCAUCGACAGCGUGUACCCAGAGGUAACGAUUCGGAAGAAUUGUAACACAUAUUCAUCGACUUGCGAAAAUCGAAAGGAUAUAGUUUCGAUAAUAAAAAAUGUUGCUAUCAAGCAGAGAGACCCAGCGAGGGCAGUUUCACAGCUAUUCCAGGUCCCGGACCUGAAAAGAUUCUUAGACAACCUCGCAUCGGCCGAUGAGAAGGAAGACCUCCAGAAGCACAUGAGAAAAUAUGUCAAUCUCUACUUGCCAGACUGUCCAUUCGAAGUUUCAAGGACCACCAGAUACUCACCUCUACCCGAGGCCGCACUCAAAGCACGGAGAGACAUCGAGAAAGGCGAGAUCACAUACUUGUGCGGAGCUCAAGCUUGCUUCACAGGAGGGGAAAUACCCGAUCAGGAUGAUCUCAGCGUCACGCAGUCAAGUCGCCAUAAGCUUCUCUUUAGAAUGGCUGGCCCAACGCGUUUCGCAAAUCACGAGUGCGACCCGAACGCCUGCCUAAAAUCAACCGAACCAUAUGAUGAGGUCAAGAUAAUAGCUUUGAGGAAAAUUUGGGCUGGCGAGGAGAUUACCGUUUCCUACGAGAACAACGCCUUCGGGAGAGACAAUUGUCAUUGCCUUUGUGAGACGAGCAAACCUCGCAUGGCUAAACACGCUUCUCGUUAUCUACGGUCUGUAAGGGAAGAAAUUCCGAUCAGCAAGGCAAUACUUGCCCUGAUGGAACGCCGGCAUAAGGAGUUAUAUGGAUGGGAGUGGCCUAGGACGAGGUGA